AUGACAACAACACCAAGAGGGUCUCAACAAGAAAAACAACAAUCGCUAAAGUCUACUGAAAAAAUAGUUAAUAUUGCUAAUACUACUACUAUAGAGUCAACUACAAAAAAUAUAUCUAAUAAAGACACUAGUUGUGAUAAUAUUACACUCGAAUCUAGACCUACUACAGGACAAAAUAAAGACGACUUGAAUUUACAGAAAAAUUAUUUUGAAUUUCCAGAUAGUUAUAUUACAGAUGGAGGGGAAAGAAAGUUUAGAAAUAAUUCAAUGACUUGCUUAUCUGUUGGAGACUGUCAGCGCCAUACGAAAAAUAAUUCUGUUGAUUAUCCUGCAACUGCUAAAAUUCUUACGAAAAGUAAUACUAGUAGUGCUAUACUGCUGAAUAAAAAGAGUUUUACAAGUAGUUUACCAAUAUACCAACCACCAUUUUACCACAAAUCCAUAAAUGCUCGUAAAAUACCGAAACACAAGGAUUGUCACAUAAUGCAAUCAAAAACUUUACAUGACAUUAUUUUAAAAAGCAAGGAUAGCACUAUCAAAGGCAAUACAAUUAUUAUUGAUGCUAGACCAUUUACUGAAUAUUCCAGAUCCAAAAUACAAAAUUCAAUACAUAUUUCGUUACCUUCUACUUUGUUGAAAAGAAAAAAUUUUAAUUUAAAAAAAUUGUUAGAAAGUUUACCUUUAAGUGAUUAUACUCGACUAAGCAAUGCAUUAUCAUUGGGUCUCAAUGCUCCCACUGCCACAAAUAUUAUUAUUUAUGAUAAUUGUGUUAACCAAUCGGAAAAAUCGGGCAUAAGUCCGGUUUGUCACUAUCUUUCUUUAAAAUUUAUAGAUUGGGCCAACGAAGAAAAAGAUGACAGUAGUGUCUCCUCUUCUAAUAUUAUUACAGACCACGAUAUUUCCAUUUUUGUGUUAAACUGCGGUUUUGACGAGUUUGCAAAAAGAUACCCAGAUUCUAUUAAAUCAAUCGUAUUCCAGAACAAUAACAACAACAACACUAAUAAUGGUAGUACGAGUACCACACCUCUUGGUAGCACCUUUCCUAUGGAUUUUUUCGAAUCAUCAAAUAAAAAUGACAUGAAUUUAAAUAAUAAUAGUAGUGAUAGCUCUGGCAGUAGCAAUAGCUGUUUUUCUGCGUUAAGUUCAACUUCCACUAAUCCAUUUUUGUCUAAUAAUUCUAGUAGCUAUAUUAGUCCAUCCCCAAGUGUUUUUCGAGAUGGAAACAUGAGUACUUUAAGCACUAUUAAUAGCAAUGAAAGUGUUUUAACACCCAGUCCUUCUCCAGUUAGCGCAUUAUUGAAAUUCCAGUUACCUCCAUUAAACUACAACAAUGGUACCUCUGCCACUAAUUAUAGUUCGCCUUCUACGCCAUUAUGCAAUUCUAUAUUUAAUAAUAAUAAUAAUAUUAUUACUGCAAAUGGUAAAAACAAUAAUGGGGAUUGCUCUAUGCACAAGAACUACACUCACACCCCCAAUUCAAAUACCUCACACACAAAGAACAAAAGUAAUACAUCGUAUCUGAAUAAUUCUCUUUUUAGGAGUCCGCAUAACGAGGAGAUUUGUGAUAUAAACACCUACAUCGAUGCAGUUAAUGCCACUGAGUUUUCGAGAUUAAAUAUAAACAGCAGUAUCAACAGUCUUAAUGAUACUAUUUCCCAUAAUAAUAUUCCCAUUUUUAGUUCUCUAUACAAUUGUAACAUUAGCUCGAAUCUAAACGCAACACAGAAUGUCAACUCUACUGCAGUGAACAACAAAACCUUAGGAGGUUCCAGCCGUAUGCUGCGACCAGAUCACACAUUGAGUACCACGCCUCCUAGUAAUGCUACUGGAGAAAAACAUGGAAUAGCAGACCUACUAAUAUUCCAAAAAAAAUAUAAUUUGGUUAAGGCACAAUACCCAGAAGCAGAAUUUAACAAAAAAGUGCCAAUUUGGUUUAGACAUUUAUUAGAAAAUACCACUAAAUUUCAAUUUAUUGAAAAAUUUCAAACGUUAGACAUCAAAGAAAAAAAUAGAUUGAAUGAAUUUUUAAAUUCGCCGCAUGGUAAUACUAAUAGUGAUUCUAUUGUUAUAUCUUCGUGUGGAUUUGAAAUGGGUACUAAAAACAGGUAUAAGGGUAUUUUGCCAUAUGAACAUACAAGAGUAAUAUUGAAUAAUCAGCAGAUUAGCACUAGUGUUGUCGAUAGGAAUAUGUGUUUUCCUUCAGAACUUGAUGGUCGCGGCAAUGGUACCAACAGUGAUGAAAAUUGUUAUAUCAAUGCGAAUUAUCUCUCUUAUAGUGCACCAGACAUGUCCAUUGCCGGUACUAGUACUGACUCCUUCAAAACAAAUGGUAGUACCAAGUAUAUUGCUACACAGGCCCCAUUGCUUGACACUAUUAGAGAUUUUUAUCUUUGUGUAUUGAAUAACAAUGUACCUGUAAUUAUAUCAUUAACUGAACAAUUUGAAAAUGGUGUUGAGAAAUGUACGAAUUUCUGGAAGGAUAAUGAAUACGACGGCUUAAAAGUUAAAAUCCUAUCCGAAGAAGCUUUGGAAAAUUAUCAUCAAUUAGAGUGUCACAAUUGUGAUAGUUCUACUAACACGAAAAGCGAUAUUAUACUUAGAAGAAUACAACUGGAAUACCAUAACAAGUUGGGCAAAUUGACUUAUUUUGAAACACUACAAAUUCAAAUGACUAAUUGGCCCGAUAUGAGCGUUCCUACCUGUUGCUGUUCGAUUUUAAGAAUAAUUAAUUUAAAAAAUAUAGUUUUAAAUAGACUAAAAAAAAAAUACCAAGAGAAAAAAGAAGGAGGGAACGAUUUCGUGAUUUUGGUUCAUUGUUCAGCCGGCUGUGGUAGAACUGGUACUGUUUGUGUUGUUGAUUCCAUCCUGUCAAAUUUGACGAUGUUGGAUAAGAUUGGAGUUUCCGCUGCUGCCACCAGUGCUACUGAUAAUAAUAAUAAUAGUACCAAUAAUAAUAAUAAUAAUAAUAAUAUUCAGGACGAAAGUAAUAUUGACAAUGGUAAUGCUUGCACGACAAGCGCACCUGAUCCGAUAUAUGAAGCGGUUGAUAUUUUUAGAAAACAGAGAGUAUCUAUAGUGCAAAAUGUUAACCAGUUUUUGUUGAUUUAUGAUUGUUUAAUAUUAUUUUUCAGUUUGAAUUUACAAAAACCUACCAACAAUACGUUAUGGAAUGAUUUGAAUUAUUUGGACGGUAAAUUACCGAUAAUAAAUGAUUUUUUUUUGGAUAAAUUUAAUGAAAAAAACACAAGUCAAUACUAUAAUUAG
Messenger RNA from Saccharomycodes ludwigii, 3264 nucleotides. It is a transcript of the gene PTP3, whose product is annotated as tyrosine protein phosphatase PTP3. Gene Ontology annotation, molecular function: protein tyrosine phosphatase activity. Lineage: Eukaryota; Fungi; Ascomycota; Saccharomycetes; Saccharomycodales; Saccharomycodaceae. The record is from RefSeq and is a predicted model, not a curated record. Gene Ontology annotation, biological process: protein dephosphorylation. Bases 1 to 3264 code for a protein of 1087 amino acids. The transcript has a single exon.